ACUGGCCAGCGGCGGAAGGUUUUCCUUGUCGGACCUGCUGGAGGCGGCUGCCCGGGGCUCGGUUCCUGAGGGAAAGUGGCGGUUUGUGUUUGAGCCAGAGCCGGACCCCGGGGAAGGACAGAGAGAGAGAAGGAAGGAGGACGAAUAAACCCGGAGAAAACCGAGAGAGAGGAUGAACCUGGAGUUGCUCGAGUCCUUUGGACAGAACUACCCAGAGGAGGCGGAUGGAACUCUGGACUGUAUCAGCAUGGCCCUCACCUGUACCUUUAACAGGUGGGGUACCUUGCUCGCUGUGGGGUGUAACGAUGGCCGUAUUGUCAUUUGGGACUUCCUGACGAGGGGUAUUGCCAAAAUCAUCAGUGCACACAUCCAUCCAGUUUGUUCAUUAUGUUGGAGUCGCGAUGGACAUAAACUAGUCAGUGCCUCAACUGAUAACAUUGUGUCGCUGUGGGAUGUUCUGUCUGGAGAUUGUGACCAGAGGUUCCGAUUUCCCUCGCCAGUGCUCAAAGUCCAAUUCCAUCCCAGAGAUCAGAACAGGGUCCUUGUCUGCCCAAUGAAAUGUGCUCCAGUGUUAUUAACUCUCUCUGACUCUAAGCACGUGGUUCUACCUGUAGAUGAUGAUUCAGAUCUUAAUGUCGUGGCAUCUUUUGAUCGACGAGGGGAAUAUAUUUACACAGGGAAUGCCAAGGGAAAGAUCUUAGUUCUGAAGACUGACUCACAAGACCUGGUAGCUUCAUUCAGAGUCACAACGGGCACCAGUAACACCACUGCUAUUAAAUCUAUCGAAUUUGCAAGGAAAGGGAGCUGUUUUCUAAUAAACACGGCAGACAGAAUCAUUCGAGUGUACGAUGGCCGAGAGAUCUUAACAUGUGGGCGUGAGGGGGAACCUGAACCAAUGCAGAAACUGCAGGACUUGGUGAACAGGACUCCCUGGAAGAAGUGUUGUUUCUCCGGUGAUGGGGAGUACAUCUGUGCAGGUUCAGCACGGCAGCAUGCACUCUACAUCUGGGAGAAGAGCAUUGGAAACCUGGUGAAGAUUCUUCAUGGCACCCGGGGAGAGCUGUUGUUGGAUGUAGCAUGGCACCCUGUCCGACCGAUCAUAGCAUCGAUAUCCAGUGGAGUUGUGUCUAUUUGGGCUCAGAACCAAGUGGAAAACUGGAGUGCAUUUGCUCCAGACUUCAAAGAGUUAGACGAGAACGUUGAAUAUGAAGAGAGAGAAUCUGAGUUUGAUAUUGAAGAUGAAGAUAAGAGUGAACCUGAACAGACUGGUGGUGAUGCGGCAGAAGAUGAAGAGGUUGAUGUCACGUCUGUUGACCCUAUCGCUGCUUUUUGUAGCAGUGAUGAAGAGUUUGAAGACUGCAAAGCCCUCCUCUACCUCCCAAUAUCUCCCGAAGUGGAGGAUCCUGAAGAGAAUCCUUAUGGACCGCCCCCUGAAGCAGUGCAGAACCCAGGAACUGAUGACAUGAACAACCCGGAUAAGAAACGACAGGCAGCCACUGAUGGAUCGCAGCCACCAAAGAAGAAGCCCAAGAUGACCAAUAUUGAGCUACAAGGAGUACCGUGUGAUGAAGUUCACCCAUUGCUGGGUGUGAAGGGCGAUGGAAAGUCGAAGAAAAAGCAAGCAGGCCGGCCUAAAGGAACGAAAGGUAAAGAGAAAGAUUUCAUUAAGUCGAAAGCCUUCAAAGGAGACAGAGGUCAGUCUUUGGAAGGAGCAGUGAAGGGCAAGGAGCUGGCGGAAGUGGUUGAGCCACCCGCAGGAGGAGGUGUUAUUUCUGACCUGCUGUGAGUGUGGUUGAUGAUAAUUCUUCAAUGAAAUUGUUGCUCUACCUUCAUACUACUUAGUAUGAUGCAGCACCUGGAAGGAAUAUGACUGCCGGUCAAUUUGUUGGCCAAAAAGAAAAGGAACCUUCGUGAACUGCAGGGGUGGAUAGGCCCUUUAUCUCUCCUCGAACUGUGGGCAUUAAAACAUCAGCCAACUGAAGAUCUGUUACAGAUUCCCAGGAAAACCGAUGUGUAAUUUCUGUCUUCACAUGUUAGAUAGUGACAUUACUAUUUAUGUGGAACCAUACAUGAAAGGCACUGAAGGCUGAGAAGGUGAACAAAACUACCAUCCUCCACUUUUGCUUUUGAAGUAACAAUUGAUGAUUGUCACUUUCAUGUCCUGGGAAGUCAAGGACUGACUGGUCAGGUGCACUGAAAGGUUUCAUAAAAUCCAGUUCCUGAGACUGCAAAUCUCCUGCUCCACCACGUAACUUUCUUUUUAAAAAGAACUAUUUGUGGUAACCUUGAGAUACCUGGGUGCUUGUAUAUCUUUUGUACUGGCUUGUUAUAUGAUUAGCUGGCAGUGAAUGGCUAAAUAUUGUAGAUUUUACUUUUUCUUUUAUUCAUUUGUCUAUGAACUGGACUGCUCAUAUUGUUUUGGGCUGUGAUUGGAGUGAAGGUUGACAGAUGCUUUUUCUUUGUACUUUUCUCUCGCUCUGAUUUUUCAAUGUGUAGCACUUCAGCUCAGCUGUUGUACAGUGUCAUCUUCCCCAUCUGUACCAACUGGCUGCAUCUAAUGAUUGCGCUGUUGCAAAUCACCACCCCUUCUCAUGUUGGGGAACCUUACAGACCUGAAAUUCCCUCGGCUUUCUGCUGGUGUAGGAGGCUAGUAGAAGAUUCCUAUCUGGCUAUGCUACCAGUCUAUGUGAAGAUCUGGCAUUUGAGUGGGCAUUCAGUCCAUCAGCUAGUGAGAGCUGGAGAUCCCAAAGGAGACCUGCUUCCGACCAGUGGAGUCAUUGUCAGGCCCAGCUGCUGAUUGGUUCCUGAACUCGGAGAUUCAUCUCUCUGGUUUGAAGUGAGCCUUUCAACCUGUCAGUUCAGCACCUACAGCCUCAGAGCCUGAUCCCAGAGACUGGAGGUUAUGAAGGCAUGGGAUAGAUCAUUCCCUGAAAUGGGCCCACUCUGAGACGGCCUUCUCGUUACUUUUGAAAACUUUGGACCAGUCAGGUCAGGAGAGCGAUGUCAGAGUUUCAGCUGGAAUAACUCUGAAUGCUCAAACAGAUGCUCAGUCUGCCUGUAAGUACUGUUGUUCACCAUGUGGACAAGGCAAGAAAACAAAAAAAAAUUAGAGAUUCAGGAUAUGAGAAUGAAGAUGGAAAAUUUGAUGGCAACCUUCAAUUUAAUUUGUUUGUUAUCUGAAAUAAGUUUCUCUAUCAAAUAACUGUUUUGACUAACUCUUAUUUGUUCACUUACACAAAUAAUCAAGCCCUGUUUUAAAAUUCAGUGACACCAGAGAAGAACUCUGAUGGCUUGGUCGGUCCCGUGUACCACAGCUAGCAAGCGGGUAUGGUUGUAUUCAUGGAAGAUGCUUCUCAUCUCCACACCAUACACACGCACAAUUCAAAGAUGUCCGCUGUUCUCACACACAUGUACAGGCAUGCACAUGCAGCGUGUCCUAACCUUUAGUCUGUACAUGCAUGUUCAAAACCCUAAAAUCCUUUAAGUGUGAACCUUCCCGUGCACUUGAACUGUGUAUCAUCUGAUAAUGAAUACCAAAAUCUAACCCCAUGCACACAAUGGGAGAACCCACUAAAUGGAAAAAUCCAAAGCUCCUAUUCAAGCAGAGAAAUGAUGUUUUGUUUUGAAGCUGCAUGAUUGUUUUCCAGUCAGUGUCUCUACAUUUUCUCUGUGUUACACAAGUGUUUCCCCAAGCCCAUCACCUCCCACUCAAGUGUCUCUUGUUACCUUGCUUCACCUUUUCUUUUCAGCAUUAUUGAUGGCCAUUUGGAGCAGCUUGGCCCGAGAGAAUGUGCUCGUUUAAUAGGUAGCAUUCACAACCGCAUCUGUAAAAUACUGCACACGUUAACACAUGUUACACAACAGCCUGAGUGAAAGUAUGAGCCAUAGACAAGUUUUGGUACAGAGGGAAGCCAUUCAGCCCAUUGUCAUUGUGUGGCACAGGAUUCUGCAACAUGACAACGCUUCGAAAAUCAACAGCUUCUCUUAUCCACAUUGAGCUGUGCAAAAAAUAAGCUGUGGUUUUAUUUCUAUAGUGCAUUGUCUGUGUGAUGCUGCUGCAAUAUUUCAAUUGUCCAUUUCUAUUGGCUACUGUGAAUUAAUUUAUUUUCAAUAUCGACUGACUACCAUCACCAGGGAGGUAACUAAGUAAUCAUUGGCUUUUUAAGCGGGGGAGAAAAGAGUUACAAUUGAACAUAUGACCUCUAAUUCAAACAGAAUUAAUAAUGUGGUAUUCACAGCACACAAAUUAGCCCAUUUGGCCCCAAAGGUGCAUUACUGCGGUUUAUGGUUUGCAGAAACGUCCUCCCUCCCCUUUUCAUCCAACCCUAUUUGCAAAAUCUCUUACUUUUUUUUCUUUCGUGUAUUUAUCUAGCUUCCCUUUAGCAUCUAUGCAGUUAGGCUGAGCUACUCUUUGAGUUGGCAAAUUUCAUAUUUUCACAUCAUUGUACUAUCCUUAUUUCUGUAGACCUGCUUUAAUGGGGAGAUGGUGGGGUGGGGGGGGUGAGGCAUACGGUUAAUGCAUCUAGACCUAAGGACUAGUAUAUUACAGCUGAUUUAGUUCUUCCUGCUCCAUAGCAGUAGGCACAUUAAAGAGCCUGUUGCAGUUUUUCAAUGUGGCUACCCACGUGUUUGCAGUUUCUUUGGUUUUAAGCCUGGAGGUUUCUGUUUGACCCAGGAGAAAGUUUGACAGCUCAUGAUAUGAGCAGAGAGACAAGAAGGCGUUUGUAGAAAGAACACUGUCAUAUGUCCAUUAUGUUUGAUUAUGAACCUUUUUGAUGAUGAAGGGGAAACUAGAAUUUCACAUUUGUUCUAUAUCUCGACCAUUCUGAAGUUGGACAAUUUGCCUUCUCCCGGAGCACUGUAAUCUGACCCAGCUGGUGCAUGGCUGUUAUGCUGGUGAGAAAUGCCUUUUGUGUUUGCCCCAAUAGUCACUGGUCAUGCUAAUAACAGACCUCUGUUAUUGUUAAAACAAUCUCUUCUGCAUGGGGUUCGGCUGUUUUGUAAUGGCCCCCUUUUUUAAUGUUGAUAGAACAAUACUUGCUCAAUCCUCCACUGCAUUUAAAUGGACCAGAUUGUGAAUGCAAGGGAUGUGUAGGUGACUUGUGCAUUGAGGUGUCCUGAUAUUUGGUAACCAAUACUGUUGUACAGAACAUAAAUGCAAGGAUGGUUUGAGCAACUGUGUAUACAUUUUCUGAAUUUCUGUAAAUAAUAAACAUUAACCUGGUUUUAA
Molecule: messenger RNA, 5230 nt
Organism: Stegostoma tigrinum
Lineage: Eukaryota; Metazoa; Chordata; Chondrichthyes; Orectolobiformes; Stegostomatidae
Gene: rbbp5
Product: retinoblastoma binding protein 5
Exons: 15
Coding region: 173-1786 (537 amino acids)
Cellular component (GO): Set1C/COMPASS complex
Molecular function (GO): protein binding
Source: RefSeq, a predicted model, not a curated record